Molecule: messenger RNA, 696 nt
Organism: Rangifer tarandus platyrhynchus (Svalbard reindeer)
Lineage: Eukaryota; Metazoa; Chordata; Mammalia; Artiodactyla; Cervidae
Source: the annotation of a GenBank genome assembly
AUGUACCAGGAGGUGGCUGACUCGGUCACUCAGGGCUUCACCGAGCCAUGCUCAGCUGGGGCCGGCGCCAGCCAAACCUUCCCAGCUGCACUUCCCUCCGCCAGACAGCUCCUUACCUGCAGCCUCUCUGACCAUCCCGUUGGCAAAGACCCGCAGGCCAUGAGGACUGGUCAAAGACAGAACAAAGGGAUGAGGACUCGACUGGGAUGCCUGUCUCACAAGUCUGACUCUUGUAGUGAUUUCACAGCCAUUCUUCCCGAUAAACCCAACCGUGCUCUAAAGAGACUAUCCACAGAAGAAGCUACGAGGUGGGCGGAUUCCUUUGAUGUACUUCUCUCCCAUAAGUAUGGAGUGGCUGCCUUCCGCGCCUUCCUGAAGACGGAGUUCAGUGAAGAGAACCUGGAGUUCUGGUUGGCCUGUGAGGAGUUCAAGAAGACCAGGUCAACGGCCAAACUGGUCUCCAAGGCCCAUAGAAUCUUUGAGGAGUUUGUGGAUGUGCAGGCUCCGCGGGAGGUAAACAUAGACUUCCAGACCCGAGAAGCCACGAGGAAGAACAUGCAAGAGCCAUCCCUGACUUGUUUUGACCAAGCCCAGGGCAAAGUACACAGUCUCAUGGAGAAAGACUCUUACCCCCGGUUCCUGAGGUCCAAAAUGUACUUAGAUUUGCUGUCCCAAAACCAGAGGCGGCUCAGUUAG